This is a messenger RNA of Saccharomycopsis crataegensis, 1902 nucleotides long. RefSeq names its product FG-nucleoporin NUP49 (gene NUP49). Gene Ontology annotation, biological process: nucleocytoplasmic transport. Lineage: Eukaryota; Fungi; Ascomycota; Saccharomycetes; Ascoideales; Saccharomycopsidaceae. The record is from RefSeq and is a predicted model, not a curated record. Gene Ontology annotation, molecular function: structural constituent of nuclear pore. Bases 1 to 1902 code for a protein of 633 amino acids. Gene Ontology annotation, cellular component: nuclear pore. The transcript has a single exon.
AUGUUUGGUUCAUCUGCAUCAAAGCCUGCUUUUGGGUUCAAUACAUCUAACAAUUCUGGUAAUCAAAAUGGAGGUGGAUUGUUCGGAAAUAAUAACAACAAUUUGAGUACCCCUAGUAAACCCGCUACUGGAGGAUUGUUUGGAGGAUCAAAUAAUACCAACUCAACGGGUGGUCUUUUUGGAAACAACAACAACAACAACACUAAUACUAACUCUGGGGGCGUAUUUGGUAAUAACAAUAAUAAUAACAAUAACAAUGCUAACACCAGUUCUGGCGGAUUAUUCGGAAACAACAAUAAUAACAACACUGGUGGAUUAUUUGGAAAUAAUAAUAACAAUACUGCCAAUACUAGCUCUGGAGGGUUAUUUGGCAACAACAACAAUAAUAAUACUAAUACUAGUUCUGGUGGAUUAUUUGGAAAUAAUAAUAAAAAUACUGCUAAUACUAGUUCUGGCGGAUUAUUUGGAAAUAAUAACAAUAACAAUGCUAAUACUAGUUCUGGCGGAUUAUUUGGAAAUAAUAACAAUAACAAUGCUAAUACUAGUUCUGGCGGAUUAUUUGGAAAUAAUAACAAUAACAAUGCUAACACUAGUUCCGGAGGGUUAUUUGGUAACAACAACAAUAAUAACGCCAAUAACUCAACAGGCGGUCUUUUUGGAAACAAAUCGGCGACUAAUACCAGUUCUGGUGGUCUCUUUGGAAAUGGCACUAAUACCGCUGGCAAUACCAGUGGCGGUCUUUUUGGAAACAAGCCAGCUGCCACAGGUACCACAGGUGGUCUUUUUGGUAAUAACAAUGCUAAUGCUAAUGCGACAAAUACUUCAAGUGGAGGUCUUUUUGGCAACAAGCCAGCGACUACUGGAGGUCUUUUUGGAAAUAAACCUACAACCAGCACAACAACUGGCGGAGGUCUUUUUGGAAACAAGAAUAGCGGUAGUCUCUUUGGUGGUAAUAAUAAUACAUCCAGCUCCGGUGGAUUGUUUGGAAGUAAUAAUAGUAAUACUACCAAUACUGGUUCUUUAUUUGGUGGUCAACAACAACAGGGUACUCAGCAACCAGCCAUUCCUAUAACUUUGAUGACUCGUGUGGCAGAAUUGCCUCAAGACUAUCAGCUUCAAUUAAAACAAUUAAAUGAUUACAUCAACACGCAGGUUCAGAUAUGCGAAACAUUAAAACUUGAACAAGCAAAACAUGAAGAAUUGGUUAAUUCUAUCCCAAAAGACAUUAAUUACUUGACCGUGAAUUACCAAAAGGUUAACAGUAGUUUAUUGAACGAUGUCAAGAACUUGGAAGGAUUAAAACAAGAAACAAAUGAGUUGAUUAAAAUAAGUAAACAUUUCACUUUGCUAAUUAAUUACUUUACCGAGGGUGGCGCUUCCUCUGAUGCUUCUAAGAGUACCAAAAAUGGUGCUGUGACCAAAGAUCCGUCAGAGCCUGUAUUACCAGAAAUUUCAGAAAAAGACUCCCCGUUAGGUUCCUUAAAUGAUUUAUUGAAUAAUACAAAUAUAUCUUCUUCGGUCAUUGAUUUUUCUUCAUUAACCCCAAACAUGAAGAAAGAUUCUUCAUCAAUAAUAUCCUCCAAUUAUUUGUUGACUUUCUUCCAAACGAAACUAAUCGAGUUCAACCUGAAAUUCAUGGAAUUGAACUCUUUGGUGAAUGACAUCGAGUCAUCUUUGAAUGAAACUGAGAAAUCUUCGAGCGAUUUAUUACUAUCUUAUGGAUUCUUACCUACAAGCACUACUAAGAGUGAUUCCAAAGACACUGUGGGCAAUGAUCUUGAAAGCCUCAUUAACAACAAAAUGAAGCAUUUGGUGGAUAGUAUCAACGAGGAGUUUUAUUUGUUUAUGGAUAUCAGCAACAAAUUGGCUGAAUUACAUUAUGAAAUUAAGGAAUUUAGUUAA